AUGUCAGUCGCCCUGAGGGCACGGUUCUGGGGUGUCAAGACGAGGUUUAUCUGGGGCUCGGAUCUCAUGGACAAGGUCGGCGAGCUGAUCUACCGCCGCUUCCUCCCGCUCGCGCGCUGCGCAGACAUUCUGGUUGCAACAGCGGUGAGAGACAAGAAGCCGGGGAUGCUGAAGUCCUUGACGCCGUGUCGGGGACCUCCCUUCAAGGCUGGCUUCAUAACGACACGAUGGCCCUUGCGAACCAUAGUGGUCAAAUAA
Molecule: messenger RNA, 258 nt
Organism: Durotheca rogersii
Lineage: Eukaryota; Fungi; Ascomycota; Sordariomycetes; Xylariales; Xylariaceae
Exons: 2
Coding region: 1-258 (85 amino acids)
Source: RefSeq, a predicted model, not a curated record